Thlaspi arvense is the source of this 1557-nucleotide messenger RNA. The record is from the annotation of a GenBank genome assembly. NCBI's taxonomy places the organism in Eukaryota, Viridiplantae, Streptophyta, Magnoliopsida, Brassicales, Brassicaceae.
AUGGACUUAGCUUCCAAGAAGAACACAGCUAACGUCGCCUCCAAGGAGGCUGACCCAGCCCUUAAACCUAAGUCACCUCGCGCAAACCAUACACAAGUUUCUCCGUUUUCGCUUAAGCUCGGAGACAAUGUUCCAAGGAACCCUCAUUUCGAUCCCAAGAAGAUGGAUCCUCUCGUCAGACAUCCGUCAAAGUCUCCGGAACCUCCCUCCGCAACUAGAGCGAAUAAAGACGGUGAUUUAAAACACAACACCUAUUUUAGCGAUGGUGAUAGCUUAGCAAUGAGGAGGAACGCUCCCAAAAGUCUUCAUUAUGAUCCCAAGAAGAUUGUUCCUUUAACCACGCCUGAAAUACUGUCCCCAAACUCCAAAACUCAUCACCAAUAUAAAGCAAAGUCCCCUGACAGCAAGAGAGCCCCUAGACAUAAUGGGGACCAUGCCUAUGGUGAUAGCUUGGUGGGGCCAUCAACUACACCUUUCAAGCCUCACACGGGAGGGGACGUGAGGUGGGACGCCAUUAACUCAGUCACUUCCAGAGGCCCUCAAAUAGGUCUUGACAACUUUAGGCUUCUGAAGCGUCUAGGGUACGGGGACAUAGGCAGCGUUUAUCUCGCUGACCUUCGAGGGACGAAUGCCGUUUUCGCGAUGAAGGUGAUGGAUAAGGCCUCGUUGGCCAGCAGAAACAAGUUACUGAGGGCUCAGACGGAAAGAGAGAUUCUGUCCUUGCUUGAUCACCCCUUCUUGCCCACGCUCUAUUCUUACUUUGAGACCGAGAAGUUCUACUGUCUGGUCAUGGAGUUCUGCAGCGGCGGGAAUCUCCAUUCUCUCAGACAGAAACAGCCCCACAGGCGUUUCACAGAAGAGGCCGCGAGCGGAGGAGGUGCUAUCCUCAACGAGGAGUUUGCAGUCAACGGCUGUAUGCAUCCAUCCGCCUUUCUCCCACGUCUCCUCCCUUCCAAGAAAACCAGGAAAGCCAAAUCGGACUCUGGUUUAGGCGGCCUCUCCAUGCCGGAGCUCAUGGCGGAGCCAACAGAUGUGCGGUCAAUGUCAUUUGUGGGCACACACGAGUACUUGGCUCCGGAAAUCAUACGUGGAGAGGGACAUGGAAGUGCCGUGGACUGGUGGACAUUUGGGAUCUUCCUCUACGAGCUCCUACAUGGGACAACGCCGUUCAAGGGGCAAGGGAACAGAGCCACGCUGCACAACGUGGUGGGUCAGCCGCUAAAGUUCCCGGAUACCCCGCAUGUGAGCUCGGCGGCGCGUGAUCUCAUCCGUGGUCUUCUAGUGAAGGAUCCUCACAGGAGGAUCGCUUACACGCGGGGAGCCACGGAGAUAAAGCAGCACCCUUUCUUUGAAGGUGUGAAUUGGGCUCUGGUGCGUAGCGCUUUGCCGCCUCACAUUCCUGAUCCUGUUGACUUGGGACCGUUCCAGGCGGCGAGAGGGAAGACCAAGGGACAUGGAGUUAGUGAUCACUGUAACUCAAUCAAGCCUGAGGCUCAGGUCACUUGUGCUGCUGGUCCAACCGAUGAUACGGCUUAUAUAGAUUUCGAGUACUUUUAG